Molecule: messenger RNA, 470 nt
Organism: Prorocentrum cordatum
Lineage: Eukaryota; Dinophyceae; Prorocentrales; Prorocentraceae
Source: the annotation of a GenBank genome assembly
CGCGCCGCCAGUUGGCGCCGCGCGCCGCCGCGGGCCAGCAGGCCGCCACCAGCGGAGCCGCCGCGCUCACACCGGGCCUGCACCUACGCCGGCGCCGCGCGGCGGCCGCGGUGUCUCUGCCGCGGAGGGCGGCGGCGCCAGGCCUCCGGGCGCGGUCCUGGGCGGGCAAGGCGCCACGCGCCGCAGGCAGCUGCCAGCGGCGCCAUCUCAGAGAGGAGGCGGAGCGGAUGAGGAGCAGAGGGGAGAGGAGGGACGAGGAGGAGGAGGAGGGACGAGGAAAACGAACUGGGUGCCCCCAAGAGGGCUGCGGGCCCCGCGCUCGGCCUCUGAGGCGUCCCGGGCGCUGCGGCGCGGCUGGCCCUCCCGCAGCCCCGCGCUUUGGGCGCAGCCCUCCCGCCCCCGCUUAGCGGGGAGAGGAAGUUGGGAAGAGCAAGGGGUCAGAGGGGCGGGGGGUGAAAAGGGACCGUGGG